Molecule: messenger RNA, 658 nt
Organism: Ipomoea triloba (trilobed morning glory)
Lineage: Eukaryota; Viridiplantae; Streptophyta; Magnoliopsida; Solanales; Convolvulaceae
Product: photosystem I reaction center subunit V, chloroplastic
Exons: 1
Coding region: 103-549 (148 amino acids)
Biological process (GO): photosynthesis
Cellular component (GO): photosystem I; chloroplast thylakoid membrane
Source: RefSeq, a predicted model, not a curated record
AACCCUCCUCCAUUUCUUUCCACACCUUUUCCCAGAGUAUAACCAAACCAAAUCCAAUCCCUACCUUCUUCGAUUCUCCCAUCCAGUAAUUCAAUUCCAUCCAUGGCUUCCGCUCUGCUAUCCGCGCCGACCUUCCAAGGCCUGAGGCCCCUCAACAAGCCCACAGACCUCUCCUCCUUCAAGCCCGCCGCCAUCUUCUCCUGCAAACCCAUCAUCAAGAAGAAGCUCAAUUGUAGCAUCAAAGCCGAGCUGAACCCUCAGCUAGUGAUCAGCCUGAGCACGGGCCUGUCGUUGUUCUUGGGAAGGUUCGUUUUCUUCAACUUCCAGAGGGAAAACGUGGCGAAGCAGGGAUUGCCGGAGCAGAAUGGGGUGUCGCACUUUGAGGCCGGGGAUACCAGAGCUAAGGAAUAUGUGAGUCUUCUGAAAUCGAAUGAUCCAGUGGGUUUCAACAUUGUUGAUGUUCUUGCCUGGGGAUCCAUCGGCCACAUAAUCGCUUACUACGUCCUUGCUACCUCUAGCAAUGGUUAUGACCCAAAGUUCUUUGGCUGAUCUUUUGGAAUAUCCAUUGCUGUUGUUGUUCAGCUCUUGUAUUUUAUUUUCAUUAUAUUGUAAUGCAAAAGCUUCCAUAUUCAUUUGUCUCCAAAAUUAACCGAUACUA